Microsporum canis CBS 113480 is the source of this 1284-nucleotide messenger RNA. RefSeq names its product ferrochelatase. Bases 1 to 1284 code for a protein of 427 amino acids. Gene Ontology annotation, biological process: heme biosynthetic process. Lineage: Eukaryota; Fungi; Ascomycota; Eurotiomycetes; Onygenales; Arthrodermataceae. The transcript is spliced from 3 exons. The record is from RefSeq and is a predicted model, not a curated record. Gene Ontology annotation, molecular function: protoporphyrin ferrochelatase activity.
AUGGCGCUCCAAAGGACAGUGACAAGGAUUCCUAGUGGCGGACUGCGGAGUGUCUCCUCGUGCCUGCGUGCAUCAACUCCAAUCUGCUCAUACAAUGGAAGCUCCCGCAGUAUGGCGAGCGUAGUGCCACCUGUCACUCAGAAUGCAGCAGGGUCAAAGGGGCCUACUGCCAUGGUUUUUCUAAACAUGGGUGGGCCUUCCACCACGGAUGAGGUCGGCGAUUUCUUGAGCAGACUAUUUGCGGAUGGUGAUUUGAUACCCCUCGGACGACUGCAGUCUUACCUUGGGCCCCUCAUAUCUCGACGCCGGACUCCAAAAAUUCAGAAACAGUACGCCGACAUUGGGGGUGGCUCUCCGAUUCGAAAGUGGUCGGAGUACCAGUGCUCCGAAAUGUGCAAAAUAUUAGAUAAGAUAUCGCCAGAAACCGCGCCACAUAAACCGUAUGUGGCAUUCAGAUAUGCUGCUCCAUUGACGGAGGAGAUGUAUUCACAGCUCCUGAAAGAUGGGUUCGGAGGAGGUAAAGGCGGGCGAGCUGUUGCCUUUACGCAGUAUCCCCAGUACUCUUGUUCGACUACAGGAAGCUCACUCAACGACUUAUGGAGAUGGAAAAAUAAACUAGAGGGAAGGAGUGGUGCCGAACAAGCAGAAGAUGCUAGUGGAAACAUCCAAUGGAGCGUUAUCGACAGGUGGCCGACACACCCAGGGUUGAUCGAGGCGUUUGCCCAAAAUAUUGAAGCUCAACUUGCAACAUACCCCGAGGAUAGGCGUGACAACGUUGUUCUUCUCUUCUCAGCCCAUAGUCUACCAAUGAGUGUGGUUAAUCGAGGUGACCCGUACCCUGCUGAAGUGGCCGCUACAGUAAAUGCGAUUAUGCAAAGAUUAAAAUUCUCUAACCCUUACCGCCUCUGCUGGCAAUCUCAAGUCGGCCCCCAUGCCUGGCUGGGGGCCCAAACCAGCGAUACAGUUCAAAACUAUGUUAGUCGCGGACAGACUGAUCUUCUCCUUAUCCCUGUCGCAUUUACGAGUGACCAUAUAGAAACCCUCUAUGAGCUAGACAAAGAGGUUAUUCAUGAGGCAAACAACCCCGGCGUCAAACGAGUUGAAAGUCUUAACGGAAACCCCAUCUUCAUUCAAGGUUUAGCCGACCUCGCGGCUGAUCACCUGCGAAGUGGCGCGAAGUGCUCACACCAGAUGACACUUCGAUGUCAAAACUGUACGAGCGAGAGGUGCUUGGAGCAGAAGAAGUUCUUUGCCGGCCCAGAGGGUCGCGAUCUCGUUCGAUGA